Messenger RNA from Oppiella nova, 1519 nucleotides. NCBI's taxonomy places the organism in Eukaryota, Metazoa, Arthropoda, Arachnida, Sarcoptiformes, Oppiidae. The record is from the annotation of a GenBank genome assembly.
GACGUGUUUUGUGGCUAUAAUUGAAUGACUGAUGAGUUGUUCAAAGUUUUGAUUACAUUAGCACUCGGUUUAAGAUAUCCGUUGAUUAGGACACCAUUGGAUCAGAUCGAUGGCCAACACGUUUCAGGACUUCAUCGAAAGCGCCGAAGAUGUGGACGGAAUCCGAUUCGAUUGGAAUGUAUGGCCGCAGACCAGAGUGGAAGCGGCGAAGAUUGUGGUGCCGUUGAGCUGUCUGUUCACACCUCUCAAGGAAUCCGUGUCCAGACCUCUGCCGCAGAUACAGUACGAGCCCGUCCUCUGCACGCGACAGAACUGCAGAGCAGUUCUCAACCCUUACUGUCAGGUGGACUUCAGGGGUCGGAUGUGGAUCUGCAACUUCUGCUUCAACCGCAACGCCUUUCCCGCGCAAUACGCGGCCAUCAGUGAGACGUGUCGUCCGGCAGAGCUGUCGUACUCGACGCUCGACUACACGAUAGUGAGGGCGCCGGUGGCCUGUCCUCCCAUUUUCCUGUAUGUGAUCGACACGUGUCUCGACGAGGAAGAGCUGACAGCACUGAAGGGAACCAUUCAGAUGUCGUUAUCACUGCUUCCGGCGAACGCUUUGGUCGGACUUCUGACGUUCGGCCGAAUCAUCAGUUUAUGGGAACUCAACGAAAACUGUUUGCGAUCCUUCGUCUUCCAGGGCAGCAAAGACUACACCGCCAAACAAAUCCAGGAGUGGCUCGGAUUGAAUCCCACAGCCGGACAGACACCACACCCGCAACAGCCGGCAAACCCACAGCAGCCAAACGCUCCCAAAAACAAUGCCUCGAAGUUCUUGCAACCGGUGUCUGAAUGUGACUCAAUCCUCACGGAUAUCAUCGAACAGAUGACUCGUGACCUCUGGCCCACCCCUCAGGGCAAACGCCCGAUGCGAGCGACCGGUGCCGCGCUGUCUAUAGCGGUGAGUCUGCUGGAAGUGGCGUACCCUAACUGUGGCGCCAGAAUAAUGCUGUUCAUCAGCGGACCGGCCACUAUAGGCCCCGGAAUGAUCAUCGACGACGACUUGAAGAAUACCAUUCGCUCGCAUCACGACAUCGAGAAGGAUCAGGUGAAGUACAUGAAGAAGGCCACCAAACACUACCAGGCGUUGGCUCAGAGGAGUGCCGUCAACGGCCACACCAUCGACAUCUACGCCAAUGCUCUCGACCAGACGGGUCUUCACGAAAUGAAGUACUGCGUCAACUCGACGGGUGGGCUCAUGAUUAUGGGCGACUCGUUUGACUCCAGUCUCUUCAAGACAUCCUUCCAGCGAGUGUUCGCUAAGGAUUCGCAAAACCAGUUGAAAAUGGCGUUCAAUGGCAUCAUCGAAGUGAAGACAUCGCGCGAACUCAAGGUGUCGGGUGCUAUCGGUUCGUGUGUCAGUAUGAAUGUCCGCAAUCAGUACGUCAGCGACACUGAGAUCGGAAUCGGCGCCACCGCUCAGUGGAAGUUCUGCUCAUUGAACCCAACGGUGACGACAGCCAUGUAUUUCGAUGUC